AUGGAACAAAGGGGAUCCGCAUCAUGGCGACUGAACCUUGUACUUUUUGCACUGUCGUUGCUAUAUUGGAGAGUAGCAUUGGCGCAGAUAAGAUAUUCCUUACUAGAAGAGGAGAAAGACGGCACCCUGGUUGGAAACAUUGCAAAGGAUUUGGGUCUUGAUCACAGAAGUUUAAAGGAGCGAGGAUUUCGUGUCGUAUCAACUACAGGAGAGUCUCUAUUCAAGCUAAAUCAGGAUGAUGGCGUUUUGUAUACUACAGGGAAAAUAGACAGGGAGGAGGUAUGCGAGAGAAGCACCUCAUGCUUGAUUAAUCUAAAAAUCGCGCUUGAAAACCCUAUAGAGAUUCAUUACGUAGGGGUUGAGGUUGUCGACAUAAACGAUAAUGCGCCAAUGUUUCCUGAGACAGAAAAGCGUUUGGAAAUCUCCGAGAACGCCGUGUCUGGUUCACGGUUUCAGAUACAAGCGGCACGUGAUCCAGAUAGCGGCAUGAAUUCUGUUCAAAUGUAUAAAAUCAGUAAUAAUGAACAUUUUCGAAUCGAAGUUAAAGACAGAGGGUUGGAUCGAAAGAUGCCCUUUCUCAUUUUACAGAAAUCGUUAGACAGGGAAACUCGUCCUAGUCAUCAUCUCCUCCUCACAGCGCUGGACGGUGGGAAACCGCCAAAAUCGGGGACGAUGGAGAUUACUGUCUAUGUCCUAGAUGUAAAUGACAACAUUCCGGUUUUUACAAAAGACUCGUAUUCUGUGAAACUUAGCGAAAAUGUGCCCAUAGGUACAACGGUAGCGCAGGUGAACGCAACUGACCUAGAUGAUGGUGUAAAUGGUGAAGUGUUUUUCACUUUUGGCCACGAUGUAGACAGUGACUUGCGCAAACUUUUUAGUCUGGAUCCAGUCUCAGGCGAAAUAGUUGUAAAAGGUCAAAUUGAUUUUGAGCAAAAAGACCACUAUGAAAUUGAUAUACAAGCGUCGGAUAAAGCACUUGCACCGCUGACAGCCGAUAAAAGCAUUUUAAUACAAAUUGUGGACCUAAAUGAUAAUGCGCCGGAAAUUGAAGUGACGUCAUUUUCAAGUACGGUACCAGAGAAUUCCAAAUUGGGGACUACAGUAGCACUCAUCAGUGUGAGUGAUUUAGAUUCUGGUUUAAAUGGAAAAGUGUCCUGCUCUGUACUUGAAGAAAUACCCUUCAGGUUAAUGCAGACCUCACAGCCUAACAUUUAUUCAUUGACAACUGCAUCGUUACUUGACAGAGAGAAAAUAUCACUGUAUGACAUUACAUUAGUAGCCCGAGAUGCAGGUGAGCCAGUAUUAUCAUCUUUGAAAUCUAUCACUGUCGAACUAUCUGAUGUAAAUGACAACAGCCCAGAGUUUUCCCUCAACCCACACAUCUUUUAUGUAACUGAAAAUAAUGUGCCAGGCAUGUCCAUUUUCUCUGUGUCUGCUAGUGACUGUGAUUUAGAUGAAAACGCCAUGAUUACCUACCAGGUUUGGAGGGAUACUACUGAGCAAAACAAGUAUGCAUCCUUUCUAAACAUAAACCCCGAAAAUGGAGACAUAUACGCAUUGAAAAGCUUUGACUUUGAAAUGGUUAAAACAUUCCACUUCCAUGUUAUUGCUACAGAUUCUGGAAGUCCUUCACUGAGCAGUAAUGUUACAGUGAACGUGUUCAUUCUGGAUCAGAACGACAAUGUUCCAGUGAUCUUAUAUCCAGUCAGCGCUAACGGUUCUGCUGAAGGUGUGGAGGAGAUUCCCCACAAUGCCAACGCAGGACAUUUGGUGACUAAAGUGAGAGCCUAUGACGCGGAUAUAGGAUACAACGGCUGGUUAUUAUUUUCACUGCAGGAAGUGAGUGACCACAGUCUCUUUGGUUUGGACCGCUAUACAGGACAGAUAAGGACCCUUCGCUCAUUCACAGAAACAGAUGAGGCUGAACAUAAACUGGUCAUACUGGUCAAAGACAAUGGCAAUGUUUCACUUUCAGCAACAGCAACUGUGAUCAUGAAACUUGUGGAGCCCAAAGAACCUUUUGCAGCUUCCAAUGUGAAAAAUUCAGUAAAAGAUGAGGGGAAUAAUAAUAUUAUAUUUUAUUUAAUCAUCACUCUGGGUUCAGUUUCCGUGCUUUUCAUCAUCAGUAUCAUUGUAUUAAUAGCAAUGCAAUGCUCCAAAUCUACAGACUAUUCAUCCAAGUAUUUACAAGACACAGCGUAUGAUGGAACACUGUGUCACAGCAUCCAGUACAGAUCCGGAGAUAAACGCUACACAUUAGUUGGUUCCAGAAUGAGUAUCGGUUCUACUAUAGUUCCAGGUAGUAAUGGGAAUACACUAGUGGUACAAGAUCGCAGGAGGAGAGCUUCUAGAGAGGUAAGGCAUUGCUCAGUUUAG
Molecule: messenger RNA, 2376 nt
Organism: Neoarius graeffei (lesser salmon catfish)
Lineage: Eukaryota; Metazoa; Chordata; Actinopteri; Siluriformes; Ariidae
Product: protocadherin alpha-3-like
Exons: 1
Coding region: 1-2376 (791 amino acids)
Biological process (GO): homophilic cell-cell adhesion
Cellular component (GO): plasma membrane
Molecular function (GO): calcium ion binding
Source: RefSeq, a predicted model, not a curated record